Physella acuta is the source of this 1279-nucleotide messenger RNA. RefSeq names its product ATP-dependent Clp protease proteolytic subunit, mitochondrial. Gene Ontology annotation, cellular component: endopeptidase Clp complex. Lineage: Eukaryota; Metazoa; Mollusca; Gastropoda; Physidae. Gene Ontology annotation, biological process: protein quality control for misfolded or incompletely synthesized proteins. The record is from RefSeq and is a predicted model, not a curated record. Gene Ontology annotation, molecular function: ATP-dependent peptidase activity; serine-type endopeptidase activity; ATPase binding.
GUUAUCGUGUUUACACACGGACACACACACACACACACACACACACACAGACACACAGACAUACGGACAAGAUGGCAAAAUUAUGUUUUUCCCUAUCAGUGAGAUGCAAAACGUCGAGAUUUGCAAAAAUCUCGAUUUUUUUUUUUUGCACGAUUACAAGACUUUCUCUAUACUUCGUAUAUACGAGAAAGUAAAAAUGCUUUGUAAUACGGACUAUACAACAAGACGAUCAUAUUUAAAUACAUUUUCAUAUGAAUAGAAAUGAAAGGGAAGCUACUCUCAAUAACAUUUUCUUAAGAUGGCUGCUGUUUUUAAUAGCAAAUUUACUAUCUCGAACAGGGUUGAUAAAAAUUAAUUUCAGGAUAUUUAAAUUGAUUUAACCAUCAAUGAUCUAGAAAGAAAGAUCUAGAUCUAGAUUAUUCUAAAUCUAGACUAACUUCUACUUCUAGAAGUGAAGAUAAUCUACCUGCUACAGUUCUGAAAUGCAGAUUGCGAGAAGCAAAAUGCUCCAGGUCUCAAGGUACUUUCUGCCAUGUUUUCCAAAGUGUCAACUCCACACAUCCAUACAGAGAUAUUUCCCUAUGGUCCCCAUCGUCAUAGAGCAAACUGGACGGGGUGAAAGAGCUUAUGACAUAUUUUCAAGAUUGCUGAAAGAAAGGAUAAUAUGUAUCAUGGGACCAAUCCAUGAUGAACUCUCAAGUCUAGUGGUGGCGCAGCUCCUAUUUUUACAAUCAGAGAGUAGCAAAAAACCCAUUCAUAUGUAUAUCAACAGUCCAGGUGGCUCAGUGACUGCUGGUCUUGGUAUCUAUGACACCAUGCAGUAUGUGCAGCCUCCUAUAGCCACAUGGUGUGUGGGUCAAGCCUGUAGCAUGGCCUCCUUAUUGCUGUGUUCUGGUGCCCCAGGCCUGCGCCACUCUCUGCCCAACUCACGUGUCAUGAUUCACCAACCUUCAGGGCAAGCUGCAGGCCAAGCAACUGACAUUCAAAUUCAGGCAGAAGAAAUUUUAAAGUUGAAGAAACAGAUCAACAGAUUGUAUGUUAGGCACACCAAACAACCAUUAGAACUGAUUGAAAAAAGUAUGGAGCGUGAUCGCUUUAUGAGUCCAUCUGAAGCCUUAGAAUUUGGAUUAAUAGAUACUGUCCUUGAACACCCCCCAGCUGUGGAGGCAGACACAAAAAAAUGAUUUUUGUUUCACUGGUUUUAAAAAAAUACAUUUUUCUUAUUAUGUCAAUGUGUUGGAAGGAAUUAUUCUAUUCAUAGUAAAAAGUCACUACAUUG